GAGAGAUAAGAAAAAACAAAUUGAAAAUUGAAAGUUAGAUCGGAAUGGCAACGUCGAAAGUACCAGGGGAACCAACACAAACAGGAACAGCAGUUCUUGAAACGGCAACGAGUGCUAUCCAAGGCUUUGGCCCUAUUAACAAAAUUCACCAGCACCUCUGCGCGUUUCAUUUCUAUGGGUACGACAUGACUAGGCAAGUUGAAUCUCACCAUUUCUGCGCACAUCAAAACGAAGAAAUGCGUCAGUGCUUGAUCUACGACAGCCCAGAACCUCAUGCACGACUCAUCGGUCUCGAGUACAUCGUAUCUGAGAAUCUCUUCUUGACACUCCCAGACAACGAGAAACCACUGUGGCACUCCCACGAGUAUGAAGUGAAGAGUGGUGUGUUAUUCAUGCCUGGUGUGCCUGGUCCUAUCCAGCGUCAAGAUCUUGAUAAGGUUGCCAAGACUUAUGGCAAGACGAUCCAUUUUUGGCAGGUUGACAAAGGUGAUGCAUUUCCUCUUGGGUUGCCUCAAAUCAUGAUGGCCCUCACUAGAGACGGUCAGCUCCAUGACAAUCUUGCUAAAGAUGUGGAGAAACGGUUCAAUGUAUCAUUUGAUGCUGAAAGAGAGAACAGAGCCUACAUGAAGGGACCUGAGCAUGGAAUACAUCAUCUGGCGAAUGGUGGAGGGAAAGGGAUUAAGACUGUGUUGAGGGAGACUGAUUGCAAGCCUGUGGAAUCUGUGCCCAGGGUUUUCGUCUGAAGUGUCUACUUAAGUUUUUAUCCUGCUGCUGUUGCUCAUAAAUAUGUAGCUGUAGAGUUGUUAUUUCGUCUUGCAGACUAGGUAAAUAGUAGUUUUUUUUUGUUUUGUUUUGUUUAUUUGGUUGUGCACCUUUGUUCCACUAUGUACUGUUGCUUGCGGAACUUUGAACAAUAUAUCCAUGGGUGGUUGCGUUGGUCGA
This is a messenger RNA of Papaver somniferum (opium poppy), 942 nucleotides long. Its product is annotated as oil body-associated protein 1A-like. The record is from RefSeq and is a predicted model, not a curated record. The coding region runs from base 45 to 743 and encodes 232 amino acids. The transcript is spliced from 3 exons. Lineage: Eukaryota; Viridiplantae; Streptophyta; Magnoliopsida; Ranunculales; Papaveraceae.